CCUUUUUUUUAGUUUCGGCUAAUCAACGACAAGCUUUUCAUUCAGUCCGGCUUGCAUAAACAGGAACUUGGAUAAAUUUUGUGGGGUUGGGUUCACAGAUUUGCAAAAGUCUGCAACAUGGGGUUCGAAACAUGUGGACCGAAUGAAGUAAUGGUUGUUUCGGGAUGUUGUCAUGGUAGAUCAUUAUUUGUUCCUGGUGGUCGUUGUUUUGUAUGGCCAGUUAUACAGAAAUUACAGAGGCUUGACCUUAAUCUUAUGACCCUCCACAUUGAUUCUCCAAAUGUGUACACCCUGCAAGGUGUUGCUGUAUCUAUUAAAGGCGUAGCACAGGUAAAAAUUCAAGGCUCUAACCAGGACAUGUUAGCAUCUGCUUGUGAGCUGUUUUUGGGGAAGUCAGAAGCACAGAUCAGAAAUGUUGCCCAGGAGACACUUGAAGGACACCAGAGAGCUAUCAUGGGAAACAUGACAGUUGAAGAAAUCUACAAAGAUCGUAAGAAGUUUUCGAAGGCUGUGUUUGAGGUGGCAUCAUCUGACUUGGUGAACAUGGGAAUAUUCGUUGUCAGUUAUACCAUUACUGAUAUCAGGGAUAGUGAGGGUUAUCUACAUGCUUUGGGUAUGAAACGUACUGCUGAAGUAAAAAGUGCUGCUAGAAUUGGUGAAGCUGAAGCAAAACGUGAUGCUGGAAUCAAGGAAGCCAUUGCAGAAGAGGCAAGAAUGACUGCUCGCUAUGCUAAUGAUGUAGAAAUUGCAAAGGCCCAGAGAGAUUUCGAGUUGAAGAAGGCACAUUAUGACCUGGAAAUUCAAACAAAAGCUGCAACUUCAGAACUAGCUUAUGACCUACAGGCUGCCAAAACUAAACAGGCCAUCAAAGAAGAACAGAUGCAAAUCAAGGUCAUUGAAAGGUCACAACAGAUUCAGUUACAAGAGCAGGAAAUCACCAGACGAGAACGUGAACUUGACGCUCAAAUCCGCAAACCAGCUGAAGCAGAGAAAUUUAGACUUGAAAAAAUUGCUGAGGCUAAUAGAAAGAGAAUUGUUCUUGAAGCUGAAGCUGAAGCAGAGUCAGUUAAGUUGAGGGGUGAUGCAGAAGCCUACUCCAUUGAAGCCAAGGCUAAAGCUGAAGCUGAACAGAUGGCCAAGAAAGCUGAUGCCUGGAAAGAUUACCAAGAUGCUGCCAUGGUUGACAUGAUUCUAGAAACACUACCAAAGAUUGCUGCCGAGAUUUCAGCCCCAUUGACUAACUGUAAGAAGAUCACCAUGGUUUCCAGUGGUAAAGGACCAGUGGGAGCUUCCAAGGUUGCUGGAGAAGUUUUGGAUAUUAUGGAGAAGAUUCCUCAUGUUGUAGAAAGUUUGACAGGAAUUAAUAUUUCAAAGAACAUUAAGGCUGCAACAAGACGAUAAGAAGUAUUUGAAUGAACUUUGAACCUAGAAUGAACUUUGAACCUUUUUCUGAUACUCUAAAGUUGUAAUUACGCAUCAUUUCAUUUCUGUGUGUUAAUGUUCGUUGUGUAUAUAUACUAUCAGUAUGUUGUUAACUUAUAUUACUUAGAUACACUACAGAAGAAAGCAGAGAACUAAAAAUCCCCUGUGUAAUGUUUAUAGUCAUUUUAACACUAAAUACUAUCAUAUAAAUGAAUGAUAAAGUAGUCAUUAAAUGUUUCGUAACAUUCUGUAUUUUAUACAUAAACUUUUAUAUUUUAUUAUCACUAUCAGUACCUUGCAGCUUUUGUCCAAACUAUGGUUGACCACUGUGUAUAUGAUUACUAUGAAAUAAUUUUUUCUAUUAUGUAAGUGUCAUUGUCAAUUCAUUGUAAGUUAUUCAUGAAUAAAUUAAUCAUAAUUGAAUAAAGAUUUGUUGGGAUAACAUCUUGUAUGCUAUGGAAAAAAGUGUUCAGCUGAUUUGAUACCUGUCAUCUUAAUGUUUAUUGUACAUAGUUCACAUGUUCUAUAUGAAGAUGACAUGGAAUUUCUAACAUGAAAAUGAAGUAUUUAAUCCACACAAAGAAAUUGUAGUAUCUUUUACCAUAAUAUUUUCAGUAACUAGUCUAAUUUUAAGUUUUAUAAAUCUAUAUGCAUUUUGUUAUUUCCACUUUAUUUUUUAUGUAGAAUUAUCUGUCUAAUUUAUGAAGAGGGUAUCUUUGUUGUGUUUAUUUUUCUGGAAGUAGGACGGAGAGAAUUGCCCAGAAAAGUGCUUUGGAGGAACAACAUUUAUAUAGUGUUAUUUUCAUUUGGAUUCUUAAUUACCUUCAUGUAGAUUUUCUCUGAAGUUUGAUUGGAGAUAAAUUAAAUUGGGAUGAAGUAAAUGUUAUGAUGGAGACAUUUAAAACAAAAAUUCAUUUGAAGCAAGCUGCAAGUUGUCUUAUAUUAAAUUGUGAGUCAAUAGCUGAAUAAAGAACUGGCAAUAUAAAUUGUGGGAUUUGAAGAAUUUGCAACAGUAUUAAACCUGCCUUAUCUUCUUACAUGAGAUUUACUUUUUUUUUCUUCAUCAGAUUUUCUAAUUUGUUUUUACUCAGGGUCAUCUUGUAUAUUUUUAAUGGCAAAUUGUUUUUGUAUUUGUUAUUUUUAUUUAUUAAGAUAAAAGGUUACAUUACUUUUUUAAUCAGAUACUUUAUAAUACUUUUAAUCCUGAAUUCAAAUUCUGUUGACAGUCUGAAAAUAUGCAAUUUAAAAACUUUUAACUUAUGAAUGCAUUAAUUCAAGUAAUAAUUGAAAAGGGUAUUUUUAUAUUUAUUAAAAAUUUGUUUUUAAAAUGAUUGGUUUUGUAUGUGAUUUUAGACAUGAUAAUGACUUAUUUAAAACAUCUGAAUACAGUCUUGAAAUUGUUUAUAACUUGAUGUGUCUUUAAUAGUUCAUAAAUAUCUUUUUGUGUCAAAACUUUUAUCUUAGUGGAUGGUUGGUAUUUUUAGGAGCAUAGAUAUAACCAUCUAUUGUUUGAAAUUCAAAAUAAGAAACAUCUUUUUCCUGUUAUAUAUUGCAAUAUUUGAAUAUAUUCAUAAAACAGUCCAAUAAAACAUAAUUUCAUUGUCAAUACAAUCAAAUAUGUAUAAUCUGUAUAGUGAAUAAAAGAUUUGUACUCCUUA
Mytilus californianus (California mussel) is the source of this 3080-nucleotide messenger RNA. Its product is annotated as flotillin-1-like. The coding region runs from base 118 to 1401 and encodes 427 amino acids. Lineage: Eukaryota; Metazoa; Mollusca; Bivalvia; Mytilida; Mytilidae. Gene Ontology annotation, biological process: protein kinase C signaling; positive regulation of cell junction assembly; positive regulation of cell-cell adhesion mediated by cadherin. The record is from RefSeq and is a predicted model, not a curated record. Gene Ontology annotation, cellular component: plasma membrane. The transcript is spliced from 12 exons.